Molecule: messenger RNA, 1652 nt
Organism: Anopheles coustani
Lineage: Eukaryota; Metazoa; Arthropoda; Insecta; Diptera; Culicidae
Gene: PolD3
Product: DNA polymerase delta subunit 3
Exons: 4
Coding region: 90-1550 (486 amino acids)
Biological process (GO): DNA synthesis involved in UV-damage excision repair; nucleotide-excision repair, DNA gap filling; DNA strand elongation involved in DNA replication
Cellular component (GO): delta DNA polymerase complex; nucleus
Molecular function (GO): DNA-directed DNA polymerase activity
Source: RefSeq, a predicted model, not a curated record
GUAAAUCGAGGAAAACACACGGAAUUCUUUGUUGUAAUCGUUAAAAUCUACGUGCCGUGAGAGUAGAAACGAUCCCGAGGUCUACAAAAAUGGAUGCGGACCUUCUGAAAACAUGCCAUCGCGAAAUAGAACACAUUGUAUUCGAUGCAAAAGAAAAGGUGACCGCGCGAAGGAUCAGCAACAAUUGGGACGUUGGUGUGCCGCAAGCUGUUGAUGUAUUGCAGAAAUGGAUUGACGAACAGAAGGAUAAAGCCAAGCUUUCUCUGGAGUAUGUUGUUCGGGGUGUCGAUAAGAAUGGAAACGCUUUCAUGACCUUGGUGAAGGAAGACAAGUUACAGAAUGUGUGUAAACUUUACCCCAAAAGCGUAAAGAUGCUUUACUCGGCCGAGGUUGCCUCCGAAAUAAGGCCAAUGAACGUGUCGGUGGACAGUGAGUUCAGCAUCAAGAAUCUUCGUUUGGAACCACAGAAACGACAAAUCGAUCACCGCUCAGCCGCUCCAGUUCAAAGUGAAUCGUUGCCAGUGAAACAGGAGAAGAAACCGGAGAAGAAAAAUCUGUUCGCAACGGUCAGCAAACCGUCGUCGAAGCCGGUGGUGAAGGAAGAAAAACCUUCCCUACCGCCUACUCCAGCAACGGUUAAGACGGAACCGCUAACGCAACCGGCCACCACCAAAAUUUCGCCCAAGAAACAAUCACCCAAAAAAGAUACGAAAAAGGUCGUCAAUGGGAAGGGAUCCAUUUCGUCGUUUUUCUCCUCCAAACCGGGCCAAACGGCAGCAUCUAGUCAGGCGGCUAGCACCAGCACCAUCAUUAAGCAAGAAGCUGAGUCUCCCACUUCGGCAAGUUCACAGUCGACAACUUCACACAAGCAAACGAAACCCGCGAAAACCUCGGAACCAAUUAAAGAACAGGAGAAAACACGAAAACGAACCAUCACCGACGACGACGACGAAGCGCGGUCGGAUGAGGACAAGGACGUUAUUCCCAGCACACCGCAGGAGGAAAAACGUGAAGGCAAAAAGCGCGCUGGAAAGCCGUUGCUAAAGCGGAAAAAGACGGCAAAUCCAUCGAAAAAAUCACGCAUCAUGGAAAUAUGCGAUUCGUCCAGCGACGACGAAAUGAACGGUCGGGAUGCGGCUGAGGAGAAGCGGAAGGAACGGUUGGUGGAGUUUGACGAGGAAAUGGCCGAACCGGAGGUGGAGGAAAAACAAAAGAGGCCGUCGCCCGAGAAGCCGGUAGAGAACGAUUCGAACAGUGCGAACCGUACGCGUGGCAAAGUUAAAAAAAUGGUCACUAAAACAUUCACGGAUGAUGAUGGAUAUUUAAUUACGGUCAAAGAAUGGGAAAUGGUAUCGGAAGACGAGUCGCAAGAAAAUGGUACAGAUAAAGAAACUGGUGUAGCCACCACCGCGACCGGUCCCGCUGCAAAGUCGAAUAAGACACCCUCUCUCGGAAGUCAGACUAAAGCUCCGUCCGGUGAGAAGAAGGCAACACCUCCGACCCCAAAAACCAAGCAAGGAUCAAUAAUGAGUUUUUUCGCGAAAAAGUAGUAAAAUCGUUAUGCCUCUAGCGCAAUCGAUAAUGUUAAAGCAGGUUGCAAAAUAAAUGUAUUACAAUAUUUUCCGAAACAAAUACACUGUCGAGGUAUUUAA